AAAGUGUUAAAGAGAUUAGCAGAAAGCAUCGGGCACUUUUAAAUAACGGUGGAGAGGAGUUAAUUGAUUCGUAAGCAUUGUUGUUCAGCGUUUUUUUUGUAUGUGAGAGAGAAAUUAUCAAACUAUCUUAACGUUUACUUUGUAGAGAGCUGUGGUUAUAGACCCCUGUAAUGUCUACUCCAGUUCCCCUGAGCCCCCAAAGUGAAAUCUCCGUUUGUCCUUCCAAAUCUCUUGCUGAAGAAAAACACAGGAUUGAUUUGAAAAAUCCAGAAGCUGCAAAACUUCAGGAUGAGCCUUUACUUCGGUAUAAUCCCCAUCGGUUUGUUAUCUUUCCAAUCCAAUACCAUGACAUGUGGCAGAUGUACAAAAAGGCAGAAGCAUCAUUCUGGACUGCAGAAGAGGUUGACUUGUCAAAGGACUUGGCACACUGGGGUUCUCUCAAAAUAAAUGAAAAACGCUUUAUCUCACAUGUUCUGGCUUUCUUCGCUGCGAGUGAUGGAAUUGUAAAUGAGAAUCUGGUGGAACGAUUCAGUCAGGAGGUCCAAGUCACUGAAGCUCGUUGUUUCUAUGGUUUCCAAAUUGCCAUGGAGAAUGUUCAUUCUGAAAUGUACAGUCUUCUUAUUGAUGCCUAUAUCAAGGAUCCUAGUGAGAGGGAAUUCUUGUUUAAUGCAAUUGAAACAAUGCCAUGUAUCAAAAAGAAAGCUGACUGGGCCUUGCGAUGGAUCGCUGAUAAUGAAUCUACAUUUGGGGAACGAGUGGUUAGCUUUGCUGCUGUUGAGGGAAUCUUUUUCUCUGGGUCCUUUGCUGCUAUUUUCUGGUUGAAGAAACGAGGGUUGAUGCCAGGUCUGACUUUCUCCAACGAACUGAUCAGUAGGGAUGAAGGUCUACACUGUGACUUUGCCUGUCUGAUCUUCAAACAUUUGGUUCACAAACCCUCUGAAACUAGAGUCAGAGAAAUUAUCACUGAAGCAGUGAGGAUUGAGCAGGAGUUUGUGACUGAGUGUCUCCCUGUGGACCUGAUUGGAAUGAACUGCACUCUGAUGAAAUGCUACAUUGAGUUUGUGGCUGACCGUUUGCUAUUGGAGUUGGGUUUCAGUAAGAUCUUUAAAACUGAAAACCCUUUUGACUUCAUGGAAAAUAUUUCUCUGGAAGGGAAAACCAAUUUCUUUGAAAAGAGAGUUGCUGAGUAUCAGAGAAUGGGUGUGAUGUCGAAAGCAGAGGAUAACAACUUUACACUGGAUGCUGACUUCUAGUUUCUAAAAUGUUGCUUCAGGAAUGAAGCAACAACACGAUUAGUGUGAAAAUCUUGGGCACCAGGGACUAGCUCUUAUGUUGCAGCAUUUGACUAUUACUUUUGUAGCUGGUAUAUUUUAACUGACAUUGAAAGAACUUCUAGAGGUACUGCAGCACAUGUAAUUUUGCACAUCAAUCUUUCUUUAUUUUGUUUAGGCAACAAAUAAAUUAGGUUUUAAAUGUGGAUUAUGAAAUAAAAUAGAGCUGACUAUAGUCUGCUGAAAACAAACCAUUUAAAAUGAUUUACCAGCUUCUGUUUUAUUACUUACAAUUUUUAUAGCCAAAUGAUUGCCUAGACUCUUUAUCUUAGGUAUCUGUUAACUACUCUGCGUGUGUCACACAACUAAAUUUUAAAAAUUCCUCCUUGUGCACAUAAACUUAUCAUGAUUUCUGAACUGCUUGUGCACGCAUGAUAGAAGAUCAAAUUUCAGAAACCUUAUUGGCAGGGUCAAUUCAUGAGGAUGGGCUUUCUGAUUAGUGUCAAAUUGUACUUGCAACUUGGCCCUAGAAUACUUUUUCUUUCUAAAAAAAAACUUGAAAACAAAUGUUCCAAUAUUUUACUCCAUUAAGAUUGUAGUGGAUGUGUAAAUGAUUAUGCUUAAUGAAUUUCUUUAGACUAUUUGUCUGAACUACUUAGUAUUGAGCUCCCUUUGCUUGAACUGGUGUAAACACAAGCCUACAAGAUGAGCUUCAGGUUGCAGUGUUUUAUUUCAGUCACUGUUUUGACUGUGCGUGUCUGAGAAUUGUGUACUAUCACAUCUGUAAGUGAAACCCACAACUGCAGAAUUUGGUUUGAACAAUUUAGCACGUUGGUGUUUGACUAAGUUUUCUUUUCAUAUUAUAGUUAUCAAUCUGAAUUGCACUUGGUAAUAGUUGGCUUGUGUGCAAAUUUUAAGACAAAUUAUUGACAUUUGGUAUUAUUAGACUUGAAUGACUUUUGUUUAGUGAAACAACUAUCAGUAACAAAGCACUUUUAUUGGGGAAGAAGCAUACAUUGUCUUAAAAUGUGUUUUCCAGUUUUUGGUUCCAGUACCACAUCUAGUGAUCUGGUCUUGGGUUUUUUGCCAGGAUUAUCAAACCUUUUGUAGCAAAUAAGUGAUCAACCUGGUGUGAAUAGAUUUUGGACUUGAAAUGAGAAUUAUGCUGAAGAUUCAUAAUUGUAUUUGUUUCACCUGAUUUGUUAAGUUGAGAUUCA
Molecule: messenger RNA, 2488 nt
Organism: Stegostoma tigrinum
Lineage: Eukaryota; Metazoa; Chordata; Chondrichthyes; Orectolobiformes; Stegostomatidae
Gene: rrm2l
Product: ribonucleotide reductase M2 polypeptide
Exons: 9
Coding region: 171-1253 (360 amino acids)
Biological process (GO): deoxyribonucleotide biosynthetic process
Cellular component (GO): cytosol
Molecular function (GO): ribonucleoside-diphosphate reductase activity, thioredoxin disulfide as acceptor
Source: RefSeq, a predicted model, not a curated record